AUGGAUGCCGAACGAAACAUCAAGAAACGAUUUACAGUAUCAAUGGUUACUUCAUUGAUAUUAGACAAAAACUUCGAAAGUGACAGCUCACAAUCGAGUGAGAGUGAACAUGAAAAUGAAGACGAAACAUUAAGGGAUAUGCAAACAUUAUAUUGUACACUAAUGGGGAGUAAAGCACGUGGGAAAAUGAUUGCAACCGAAAAAAUUACCGAUUAUGUUGAUCGUGUAAUUCCUAAUUACUCCGAUAUUGCAUUUAAAGAGUAUUUCAGAAUGUUUCCGGCAACGUUUGAAAUGAUUUUAUCAUUAAUCGGACCAGCGCUAAAUAAGACAAAUACCAUAACUAGAAGAAAACCAAUUUCAGCAGAAAAACAACUAUAUAUUACUCUGUGGUUUAUGGCUACUCCUGAUUCGUAUAGAUCCGUUUGCGUCAAAUUUGGAGUAGGUAAAAUAACGGCUUUUAGAGCCGUAAGACGUGUAACCUAUGCAUUGCAUUGCAUGGCGCCUCGAUUCAUUCAGUGGCCUGAUAAAGCUGUUGCUACUAACAUCAGCGAUCAAUUUUUAGAAGCUAGUGGCUUUCCAAAUGUAAUCGGUGCUAUAGAUGGGACUCAUAUCAAGAUCCGAGCACCACCAACAGAUUCAGUUUCAUACAUAAACCGGAAAGGUUUCCCAUCUAUCAAUCUUCAAGUAGUUUGUAAUUCGAGGGGUCUCUUCACACACUGCUAUGCAGGUCAAGUGGGAUCAGUACAUGAUGCUCGGGUUUUCAAAAACUCUCCAGUAGCACAUUUUCUUGAGAGACCUGAGGUGUACUUCCCUAACAACUCUCAUAUUAUUGGAGAUGCAGCAUAUCCGAUUCAUCCCCACGUAAUGGUUCCAUUUCGAGACAAUGGACAUUUGACAAAUCAACAAAAAAAUUUUAAUUAUUGUCUAUCUUCAACAAGAAUGGCAGUUGAACGGGCGAUUGGCCAAUUGAAGAUAAGUUUUAGAAUAUUAUUAGACUGUUUACCACUGACAGACGUUAAAAAGAUACCAGAGUUCAUUAUAGCGUGUAGUGUCUUACACAAUAUUUGUUUAUUACAAAAUGAUGUUAUGACUGUCGGUGUCCAACAUCAUGAAGAAUAUCAGGCCCAAAUUCGUGAUAAUAACACUGAUUUAGGAAAUGCCAAAAGAAUAGUAAUAAUGAAUGCUUUGCCAAUAAAAAUAAAUGCAUGA
Trachymyrmex cornetzi is the source of this 1209-nucleotide messenger RNA. Its product is annotated as putative nuclease HARBI1. The record is from RefSeq and is a predicted model, not a curated record. The transcript has 3 exons. The coding region runs from base 1 to 1209 and encodes 402 amino acids. Lineage: Eukaryota; Metazoa; Arthropoda; Insecta; Hymenoptera; Formicidae.